Molecule: messenger RNA, 438 nt
Organism: Heteronotia binoei (common prickly gecko)
Lineage: Eukaryota; Metazoa; Chordata; Lepidosauria; Squamata; Gekkonidae
Product: major royal jelly protein 5-like
Exons: 11
Coding region: 1-438 (145 amino acids)
Source: RefSeq, a predicted model, not a curated record
AUGGUAACAGUGGGAGCUCUUAUGGACAGAGUGGAUCAUAUGGCAGCGGCAGCCCUGGAUCCUAUGGGCAGGGUAGACCAAGUGGAACAUAUGGCAGCAGUAAUCAGUAUGGACAGGGUGCGCCAUAUGGAAGCAGUUCCCAAUAUGGACAGGGUGCGUCAUAUGGAGGCAGUUCCCAAUACGGACAGGGUGGACAGAGUGGGACAUAUGGUGGCACCAGCCAGUAUGGACAGGGUGCAUCAUAUGGAGGCAAUUCCCAAUAUGGACAGGGUGGACAGAGUGGGACAUAUGGGAGUACCAGCCAAUAUGGGCAGGGUGCAUCAUAUGGAGGCAGUUCCCAAUACGGACAGGGCAGACCAAGUGGGUCAUAUGGCAGCUCCACCCAAUAUGGACAGAACUCAUCUUCCUCUGGAGGCAAUCAGACUAGUGGACAGGUAA